UAAAUCCUCAUCUGUCUUGGACGUGCAUAGAAAAACAGCAGCCCUGCAGCAACAGCAGCAGCAGCAGCAGCAAGAACCUGUACCACGCCAUACAUCCGAAUACGAUCCAUCGAUACGCGCAGCUUCCCCACCUGCUGCAAUGAAUUAUCGUGCGCUCAAGACACCAUCUUUUUCGGAUGGAGCGCUUGUAGUUCCAACGACAGUCUCAUCAUCGCGCAAUAACAAGCGUGAGAGCAUGAUUCUGGGCGAUGCUGGUCCUUUGGAAAUCAAUGAAGAAACCAAGUCAUCAGCUGCCGCGGCUAACGACCAUUUUGAAGAAGAAGCAGAACAACAACAACAACAGCAGCAGCAGCAGCAACAACCAGACGAAAAGACAUCAUUGAUGACGGCCAAGAAUAUCAGCAGUGUCAUGGUUAAAGUCAGUGCAUCGAAUAUCAAGACUAGUGAGAAGGGUCGGGAACUGGUAUCAUUUGUCAUAUCCGUUGGCAAACGUGGCGGCGCCGAAUGUGAAGAACUUUGGCGUGUCGAAAAAUUCUAUUCUGACUUUAUUGCUUUGGAUACAAAAAUUAAAGCACAAGGCAAUCAGGUCAGAGGUAGGGUGGGCAAGCUACCUGAUAAGCAGUUGUUUUCGACCAGCAGCCGAGCACCCAGCAAAAUCGACCAGCGAAAGGUUGCACUGGAGCAAUAUCUGCAGCAUAUUAUAUCUUUGCCAUACGCUGACAUCUCAGACGUUUGCGAAUUCCUUACUACCAACGUCGUUGAGCGUGACACUUACCAGCGAACCGGUCGUAAAGCAGGCUACCUCACCAAAAGAGGUAAAAAUUUUGGUGGCUGGAAAGCUCGCUACUUUAAAAUUAAAGACGCCGCACUUGAGUACUACGAAUCGAAGGAUGGCAGUUAUCUCGGCGCAAUAAAGCUAACGAAUGCCCAACUGGGUCGCCAAGCACCUACAAGUGGCAAUGAUCAAGACACCGGCGUCUAUCGCCACGCCUUUUUGAUUCUGGAACAAAAGCGAUCUGGCCCUAAUGGCGCCGUAAAACAUAUCUUGUGCGCAAACUCGGAUGAGGAACGCGAUGAAUGGGUGGCGGCUCUGCUCGAUAAUAUUCGACUGGAUCAAAACAAUAUCCCCAAAAAGAUCAAUAACAACAGCAGCAGCAGCAUUGGCACCAGCAACAAUAACAACAACAACAAUAACAUCAAAAGGGUCGAAAAGCAGCGCAAAGUGUCCAAGGGUGAAAUCCGUCCUGUUGCAGCUGCACCUAUCAAGACCUUGAGAAACGAUCAUGGUGCGGAUAUGGACAAACUGACAUUUGUGCCAUCCGUUCAGAUCCCAGCAGUUGCAUCCUGCAAUAACGAAAAUUCGGGAGCGGAUGACGACCUACAGCAACAACAGCCGAUCAUGGCCACUGGUUUAACGCCCUCUGCUUCGACAGAUAGUAGUAGUGCAGCUGGCUCUGCCGCAGCGACAUUUCUCUCAACGUCUAUGCCAAGUAUGCCCGUGACACCCACAUUUGGAGCAAACACGCCAGCAUCGCCACCACCUCCGCCUCCACCGCAUGCUACACCUCCUCGACGACGAAGCUCAGCAGGUGGCGAUGGUGACGAGGAUCCAGUGCGUCUACGAGCCAAUAUGCUCUCACCUACACCUGGUGCGCUUCGUAGUAGCGAAGACUUGCUCAGUACCUCACAUAACAACAACGACGUACAACAACAAGCACAACUGUUGCAAACGAACGACAAAAAAGUCAAGCAAAAAGCCAACCGUGUUACCAUGUGGGGCAAAAAGAUGUUUAGCAGUAAUAACGAUACUCUGGCAUCAUCGUCAUCAUUAUCAACAUCAGCAGCUACGAAUGGCAACUACGGUGCAGAAUCUCGCAUUAGCAGUGUCCCUUCGGGGUUCCGUAACCUGUUAUCACGUUCAUCCAACGAUUCAAGCGAACGCCACUCGGAAGACGCUGACAGAUCCAAGGUCGUGUUUGGAGUGCCACUCGAGGAAGCAGUACGGAUCUCGCGUGUAUCGAAUAAUUACGAACUUCCGGCCGUUGUUUAUCGGUGUAUCGAAUAUUUGGAUGCCAAAAAUGCUGUCAUGGAGGAAGGACUGUAUCGUCUCAGUGGCAGUAACAUGGUCAUACAGAAGCUCAAACAAAAGUUCAAUCAAGAGGGCGACGUAAAUCUCCUGGCAUCCAAGGAAGAUUAUGAUGUCCAUGCUAUUGCCGGAUUAUUGAAAAUGUGGUUGCGCGAGCUACCUUCAACCGUGCUUACUCGCGAACACCGAUCUGACUUCAUGCAUGUUAUUGAUUUCCUGGAUCGAAAAGAUCGUGUCAACGAGUUGGGUCGACUUGUCUCCUUGUUGCCGAUAGCAAAUUAUACACUUUUGCGAACGCUUACUGCCCAUCUUAUCCGCGUCGUACGAAACUCGGAUGUCAACAAAAUGACUAUGCGUAACGUCAGCAUUGUAUUUUCACCUACCCUCGGCGUUCCAGCAACCAUAUUCAACCUGUUUAUAAGCGAGUUCGAGUACAUUUUCUGGACAACUGAAGACGGGGAUGCAGCACCACGGAUGCUGGAGGAUGAUAGCGAUGAGAGUGAUGAUCAAGACAAUGAUGACGUUUACAAUAACUAUGAAAAAGACAGCAACAUCAAUAAGGAAACCGCUAUUACGACAGGGCAACAACAACAGCCGCCACCGGCACCUCCUCCGAUCCGUAUUCAGCGAAAAGCUACACUACGACUUCGAGAAGAAUUUGGACGCAGUAACCGAAACAGUGUUCAUUAUCUGGAUGGUGCACCAAACGCUAUUGUUUCAAUGGAAAAAUGCAUGGAUGGUAAUGUAGGAGCCGCCGUAUUCGAUGAAGACGACGACGAUGUUGAUGAUCUUGCGUUGUUGAAAGGUCAGGACACCUCGCUUACGUCUGACGACGAAGAUGCAGACCCGCAGCAACUUGAUUUUUAUAAAGGAUUAUCGCCCAUGCCGCCAUCCAAACCAACCUCUCAAGCACCGCCAUCUGGACUGUCUCAAUAGUUAAAUAACUAGCACUACGAUUCUCUUAUACAUCUAUCACCUUACUCUCUAUACGUAUACAUAUGUAACCCUCCAACGCCUCUUUAUAUACACACGUCAUUAUUACUAUUACUACUACUACUACUACUACUACUACUACUACUAUUACUACACUUUUUCAGUUUUUUACUACGCCUUAUUAGUUUGGAUAAUUAUUACGCUAUUCCAACUUUUUCUCUCCUUUCUCUUCUUUUCCGCCUCAUAAUACUCUGCUUUCUUUCGACUGAAAAUGAACUUUUCUUUUACUAGCCAUAUCUUUUCUAUUACAGCGAAUAAGUUUCGCCUUCCACGUCAUCCUUUUUCUUCCUUUUUUCCCCAAACAACUUGUGCUAGAAGUAUAAGGACGAAAAGAAAAGCUAGCAGUGUAUGGCAUCCAUUUGGU
Molecule: messenger RNA, 3443 nt
Organism: Zychaea mexicana
Lineage: Eukaryota; Fungi; Mucoromycota; Mucoromycetes; Mucorales; Lichtheimiaceae
Exons: 7
Coding region: 140-3022 (960 amino acids)
Biological process (GO): signal transduction; regulation of GTPase activity
Cellular component (GO): cytoplasm
Molecular function (GO): phosphatidylinositol binding
Source: RefSeq, a predicted model, not a curated record